GAGAGAGAGGGGAGGGAAAAAAAAGAGGAGGGGAGGAGGAGGAGGAUUCAGAUUCAGAUUCAGGGAGUAGGAGCUGGGGAAGCCUUCUGCGCUACAGAAAAUUUCCAAAGAUUUGGUGAAGAUUGGAAAGCUGUCAGAAGACUAUAGCACUGCUAUGUAGUAAGUCUUCAAAAACAAGUGUCUUUGCUGUUUUUCCAGUAGCUCAGUUGAAGAACUCAGGUGGUCUCUGAUUCUUGAUUCUUCUUUAUUUGUUAUCUGCCAACCAAGAUCUGUGUUUGGAAACCUCUGCUGACCUGAGACUGACGUCAUAUUUGAACCAUAAUAGGAGCAUGUGUUUUCAAGUGUCAGUCGAAUUUGUGGAUCAGUAAAGUCCUAUUGAAAGGUGACACUGUCCACUUGCCACAAUGUAUCACUCUUUAUCUGAAACGAGACAUCCUCUGCAGCCAGAAGAACAAGAAGUGGGCAUUGACCCAUUGUCAAGUUACUCAAGCAAGUCUGGAGGAGACUCAAAUAAAAAUGGAAGAAGAACAAGUUCAACUUUAGAUUCUGAUGGAACGUUUAAUUCCUACAGGAAAGAAUGGGAAGAACUAUUUGUAAACAACAAUUACUUGGCAACAAUAAGGCAGAAGGGGAUUAAUGGGCAGCUGAGAAGCAGCAGGUUCCGCAGCAUUUGCUGGAAGCUAUUUCUUUGUGUUCUUCCUCAAGAUAAAAGUCAGUGGAUCAGUAGAAUUAAAGAAUUAAGAGCAUGGUAUAGCAGCGUUAAAGAAAUUCAUAUCACCAACCCAAGGAAGGUUGUUGGCCAGCAAGACUUGAUGAUCAAUAAUCCCCUUUCACAGGAUGAAGGGAGUCUUUGGAACAAAUUCUUCCAAGAUAAAGAACUACGAACAAUGAUUGAACAGGAUGUCAAAAGAACGUUUCCUGAAAUGCAGUUUUUCCAACAAGAAAAUGUGAGAAAAAUUCUUACAGAUGUUCUUUUCUGUUAUGCUAGAGAAAACGAGCAGUUGCUUUAUAAACAGGGCAUGCAUGAGCUCUUAGCUCCCAUCGUCUUUAUCCUCCACUGUGACCACCAAGCAUUUCUUCAUGCCUGUGAGUCUGCACAACCAAGGCAAGAAAUGAAAACUCUUUUGAACCCUGAAUAUCUGGAACAUGAUGCCUAUGCAAUGUUCUCACAACUUAUGGAAACUGCAGAACCUUGGUUUUCAACUUUUGAGCAUGAUGGUCAAAAGGGGAAAGACACACUGAUGACUCCCAUUCCCUUCGCUCGGCCACAGGACUUAGGGCCGACAAUUGCUAUCGUGACUAAAGUCAACCAGAUCCAGGAUCAGCUCCUGAAGAAGCACGAUAUCGAGCUCUACAUGCACUUGAACAGACUGGAAAUUGCACCACAGAUAUAUGGGUUGCGGUGGGUCAGGCUACUGUUCGGACGAGAGUUUCCUCUGCAGGAUCUUCUGGUGGUCUGGGAUGCCCUGUUUGCAGACGGCCUCAGCCUGAGUCUAGUCGACUAUAUUUUCAUAGCCAUGUUACUCUACAUCCGAGAUGCUUUGAUCUCUAGUAACUACCAGACCUGUCUUGGCCUUCUGAUGCAUUACCCAGUCAUCGGAGAUGUGCAUUCACUGAUUCUGAAGGCUCUCUUCCUGCGUGACCCCAAGAGAAAUCCAAGACCAGUGACUUAUCAGUUUCAUCCAAAUUUAGAUUAUUACAAAGCACGGGGCGCAGACCUUAUGAAUAAAAGCCGGACCAAUGCCAAAGGUGCUCCCCUGAAUAUAAAUAAGGUCUCCAAUAGCCUGAUUAAUUUUGGAAGAAAGUUGAUUUCUCCUGCAACGGCCCCAGGCAGUACCAGCGGCCCUGUUCCUGGGGGCAAUAGCAGCAGCGGCAGCUCCACCCCUGCUGUGGGGCCCCCCAGGACCCUAGCGGAAACCCCCAGGCAUCAUUUGCAGCAGCAGCAGCAGCAGCAGCAGCGGCUGAUGAAAUCGGAAAGUAUGCCGGUGCAGUUGAACAAAGGCGAAGUAGUUACAGGAAGUGAUGCUCAGGUUUCUGUUCCUGUCCAGACUCUCACUGACCUCCAAGGACAAAGUUCUAAAAACAUCAGUUCAUCUCCAAGUAUUGAGAGUUUGCCUGGAGGAAGAGAAUUCACUGGUUCUCCGCCUUCCUCUGCUACGAAGAAGGAUUCCUUUUUCAGCAACAUCUCUCGUUCCCGGUCACAGAGCAAAACUAUGGGCAGAAAAGAAUCUGAAGAGGAACUAGAAGCCCAAAUUUCCUUCCUUCAAGGACAGUUAAAUGACUUGGACGCCAUGUGCAAAUACUGCGCGAAGGUGAUGGAUACACAUCUCGGAACUAUUCAAGAUGUGAUACUACAAGAAAAUUUGGAGAAAGAAGACCAGAUUCUGGUUUCCCUGGCAGGGUUAAAACAGAUCAAAGACAUUCUGAAAGGUUCCCUGCGUUUCAACCAGAGCCAGCUGGAAGCCGAGGAGAACGAGCAGAUCACCAUCGCCGACGACCACUACUGCUCCAGCGGCCAAGGCCGGGGUCCCCGCGCGCCCGGGGCCGAGGAGCAGGCCCCUUCGGAAGCACCCGGGCUCAGCGACCGAGGAAGCGCCGAUGGCUUCAUCCUGGUUUCCAAGGAAGACGAAGCGGUGGGCAGUGCCAGGGGGCCCCUCCCCGGCCAGGCCCAGCCUCUCCGUGCCCUCAGGAGCACGUCGUCGGGCCGAAGCGAGGCCCUGGCCCGCACGCCCCUGCUCUUCUCCGACCCGCUCAUGGGCUCGGCCUCCGCCUCCUCCAGCAACCCCAGCUCCAGCCCGGACGACGACAGCAGCAGUCACAGCAAAGACUCGGGCUUCACCAUCGUCAGCCCCCUGGACAUCUGAGCUCGGCUUCACGGCCUGCCUGGAGGGGAGCUGCCCCGCGGCCCCCCUGAGACUCCCCCCACCCCCACCCCACUCC
Molecule: messenger RNA, 2940 nt
Organism: Sorex fumeus (smoky shrew)
Lineage: Eukaryota; Metazoa; Chordata; Mammalia; Eulipotyphla; Soricidae
Gene: TBC1D5
Product: TBC1 domain family member 5
Exons: 24
Coding region: 405-2864 (819 amino acids)
Biological process (GO): activation of GTPase activity
Molecular function (GO): GTPase activator activity
Source: RefSeq, a predicted model, not a curated record